AUGGCUGCUGGAAACGCUCGCAUUGGGAAGCCGGCUCCGCACUUUCAGGCCACCACAGUGGUAAAUGGCGAGUUCAAAGAAGUGAAACUGUUAAGCUACAGGGGUAAAUACGUUGUGCUGUUUUUCUACCCUCUGGACUUCACCUUUGUCUGCCCUACUGAGAUCAUCGGCUUCAGUGAACACGCAGAGGACUUCCGCAAGAUCGGCGCUGAGGUCAUUCGAGCUUCUGUAGACUCGCAUUUCUCACACCUCGCUUGGACAAAUAUUCCUCGUAAGGAGGGAAGCCUGGGACCCAUGAAUAUUCCCCUGGUGUCAGACCUGAAGCAGACAAUCUCCAGGGACUAUGGUGUCCUCACGGAGGAGGAUGGGGUUGCAUACAGGGGUCUGUUCAUCAUAGACAACAAGAGCAUCCUGCAUCAGAUUACCAUCAAUGAUCUGCCAGUGGGUCGCUCCAUACCAUAA
Molecule: messenger RNA, 462 nt
Organism: Hyla sarda
Lineage: Eukaryota; Metazoa; Chordata; Amphibia; Anura; Hylidae
Product: peroxiredoxin-2-like
Exons: 1
Coding region: 1-462 (153 amino acids)
Biological process (GO): leukocyte activation; cell redox homeostasis; removal of superoxide radicals
Cellular component (GO): cytosol
Molecular function (GO): thioredoxin peroxidase activity
Source: RefSeq, a predicted model, not a curated record